Molecule: messenger RNA, 1315 nt
Organism: Ilex paraguariensis (yerba mate)
Lineage: Eukaryota; Viridiplantae; Streptophyta; Magnoliopsida; Aquifoliales; Aquifoliaceae
Source: the annotation of a GenBank genome assembly
AGAAAAAGCAAGCUCUAGCAGAAGAGAGAGAGAGAGAGAGAGAGAGGUGAAGUGCAGGGACGGAAGUGACAAAUGCAGCAGAAAUGAAUAGUAACAACAAUCAUAACUCCACCACCCACCUGAAACAAGAUCUGGACCCCCUAACCAACCCCACCUCCGACUCUUACCCCCACCCUCACUCCCAACUCGAGCAACCUCAACCCCAACAACGUCGCCCCCGUGGAUUCGCGGCCGCGGCAGCCGCCGCUUCAAUGGGUACCUCCACCACCGGCAAUAAUAAGGGCAGAAAAGAGAGAGAGAAAGAAAAAGAACGCACGAAAUUAAGAGAGCGCCACCGGCGAGCCAUCACGAGUCGAAUGCUGGCUGGCCUCCGUCAGUACGGUAAUUUCCCUUUACCGGCGAGGGCUGACAUGAAUGAUGUGCUCGCCGCGCUUGCCCGUGAGGCUGGCUGGACUGUGGAAGUAGAUGGCAACACUUAUCGCUCCUCUCCACCUCCAUCGCUCAUGGGUCCGUAUCCUAUGAGGUCGGUUGAUAGCCCACAGUCUGCUAGCUCUUUGAAAAACUGCUCCAUGAAAGCAUCGUUAGACUGUCCGCCAUCAGUCCUCAGGAUUGAUGAGAGUUUAUCGCCAGCAUCUCUUGACUCUCUAGUGGUUGCAGAUAGGGGUACAAAGAAUGAAAAGUAUAGUGGUGCCAGCCCCAACAACUCAUCUGAAUGUUUGGAGGCUGAUCAGCUUAUGCAAGAAAUUCAUACUUGUGAGCAAGGGAAUGAUUUUUCAGGAACUCCCUAUGUCCCUAUUUAUGUGAUGCUUGCUACUGAUGUAAUCUAUAACUUCUGCCAGUCAAUGGAUCCUGAAGGUGUUAGACAGGAGUUGAGGGACCUGAAGUCUUUACAAGUUGAUGGUAUUGUUGUUGAUUGCUGGUGGGGUAUUGUUGAAGGCUGGACCCCACAGAAAUACGAAUGGUCUGGAUAUAGGGAACUGUUUAACAUUAUUCAAGAGUUCGAGCUGAAGUUACAGGUUGUAAUGGCAUUUCACGAGUGUGGAGAAAAUGAUUCUGGUGGUGUAUUAAUAUCUCUCCCCCAGUGGGUUCUGGAAAUUGGAAAAGACAAUCAAGACAUAUUCUUCACCGACUGUGAAGGAAGGAGAAACACUGAAUGCCUGUCUUGGGGCAUUGACAAAGAACGAGUACUAAGAGGAAGGACUGGCAUAGAGGUUUCAUUUCUGCUGUUGAGAUCGGACUGGGAGCUUCUGGGGAGCUAAAGUACCCUUCUUUUUCUGAAAGGAUGGGAUGGAGAUAUCCUGGUAUUGGUGAGUUU